GUUGACAGCUGGUGAUGUCAUAAGGGGCGGGAUAUCCGCAGCGGUAAAGCUGUAGCUAAUAACAUGGCGAAGACUUACGACUACUUGUUCAAACUACUUUUAAUCGGCGACUCCGGGGUCGGGAAGACGUGCGUACUGUUCAGGUUUUCCGAGGAUGCCUUCAACUCGACAUUCAUCUCCACCAUAGGUAUUGACUUCAAGAUUAGAACAAUAGAAUUAGACGGGAAGAAGAUCAAGCUACAGAUAUGGGAUACAGCAGGACAAGAGAGGUUCAGGACCAUCACAACAGCCUACUACAGAGGAGCCAUGGGCAUCAUGCUAGUAUACGACAUCACCAAUGAGAAAUCGUUUGAUAACAUCAAGAACUGGAUACGAAACAUCGAAGAGCACGCCUCCGCGGAUGUCGAGAGGAUGGUCCUCGGUAACAAAUGUGACGUUAAUGAAAAGCGACAGGUGUCAAAAGAAAGAGGAGAGAAGUUGGCCCUGGAGUACGGCAUCAAGUUCAUGGAGACCAGCGCUAAGGCCAACAUCAACGUGGAGAACGCCUUCCUAUCCCUAGCCCGAGAUAUAAAAGCGAAGAUGGACAAGAAGCUGGAGGGCAACAACCCACAAGGCAGCAAUCAAGGAGUAAAAAUCACAGAACAACCCAAGAAGAGCAGCUUCUUCCGCUGCUCGCUCCUGUGAGUCGCAGUCGGAAUCCACCAUCGAUCGCCUUAACUUUUUGCCCGCCACUGGACACAACUGGACAGAGCCGCUCGGAUCUCUCCUUUGUCUUAACACGUCUUCCUCUUUGCUCAUCUGUCUUCCCCCCACCUCCCUCGUCGCUUUACGCCAGUUGAACUACGGUGGCCUGUUACAUACGUGCUGAAGCCAAUAUGUUUUGUACGAGUGCUGCUUAAAAACAACAACCGUAGGUUUUAUUGAAUUUUAAAGAGCCCCAAAAAACUUACUGACACAUUUUUUUAAAGCUUUAUUUCAACAUCACAGCCCAAAGGGUCUCACGCCUUUUUUGUAUUUCACGUUUUUGGGUAAUUCAAACUUUUUCUUUAUAUCUUUAGACACCAUGUAAAUCCAUUGACAGUACCUCAACAAUUUGAGUUCUGAGUUUAGUCACAAGACAAAACACGUAAGUACCACGCCAUUAGUCAACCCCACCCUCCCCUUAUGACAACUCGUUACCUGUCAUUUAAACACUGGGGCUUCUAUUUCCAUUCUCUGUCCAAGCUGAGACAUUCCUUUUUGUGAACACUUGUACGUGCAAUGCAAUGUCAUUGGAGGCCAGUUGGGCUCUGCUUACUGACAAUGUUUAUAUUCAUGGCACAAAAAUGGCUGCCGCUUGGUCGGAUGCACUUCCUCCAACCCCACCCCCUAAGAGGUGUGACAGCAGCACAAAGAGGAGGGCACGCAGCGACAAUUAAGUCUUCUUCUUUUUUUUUUUAAAUAUACAUUUCUACUUGUUCCAGUUGCCGGUUUCCAACGGGGAUUACGUACACGACUGUUUUGAGGGCCUUGAAUCGGGGGCUGUGCUGUAGCAGUAUUUAUGGCGCGAAAGAAAACAAAAAAAAAAACAGGACAUAGCACCAAAACGACAAAGUGCCCUUUUAUGUUCUUAUCGAUUCAUGCACUUUUUUUUCCCUCCGUGUUCUUUCUGUACAAAAGACAAAAAUAUCAUUAU
Messenger RNA from Corythoichthys intestinalis (scribbled pipefish), 1675 nucleotides. Its product is annotated as ras-related protein Rab-8A. Gene Ontology annotation, molecular function: GTP binding; GTPase activity. The transcript has 8 exons. Gene Ontology annotation, biological process: protein secretion; Golgi vesicle fusion to target membrane; cilium assembly. The record is from RefSeq and is a predicted model, not a curated record. The coding region runs from base 64 to 684 and encodes 206 amino acids. NCBI's taxonomy places the organism in Eukaryota, Metazoa, Chordata, Actinopteri, Syngnathiformes, Syngnathidae. Gene Ontology annotation, cellular component: synaptic vesicle; dendritic spine; endosome.